Sebastes umbrosus (honeycomb rockfish) is the source of this 1342-nucleotide messenger RNA. RefSeq names its product E3 ubiquitin-protein ligase TRIM39. Bases 1 to 1068 code for a protein of 355 amino acids. The transcript has 6 exons. The record is from RefSeq and is a predicted model, not a curated record. Gene Ontology annotation, molecular function: protein binding. NCBI's taxonomy places the organism in Eukaryota, Metazoa, Chordata, Actinopteri, Perciformes, Sebastidae.
AUGAGGAAGCUGGAUGCUUUCCCGUACCUGGAAGCUCUUCUGAAACAUCAGCAGCACCUGCAGAGACAAAGGGACGGCUUCGCCCACAGGAUGAAGAAGCUGGCAGCUAAGCAGGUGGAGAUAACAAAAAAGACCAACGCAGUGAAGGAGAAAAUCAGGAAAAAGUAUGAGGACAUGAAGCGGGUCCUGGAUGAGGAUCUCCGGAUCACGCUGACCCAGCUGGACACCGAGUACGAGGCCACAGAGAGGUUAGUUGAGGACAGGAUAGAGGACUGCUACCGCCUCACUCAGGAACUGGACCAGGAGCUUUCCAACAUCGGUGCCCAGAAUGCUGAAACACAAAAAAGAAUAUCUGAGACUCUGAAGCUGACCGACCCUGAACUGAUCCAGAUGGACGAGUUCAAGAGUGAACAGCUACUGUGUCUCACCAUCAACCUGCUGCUGUUCAUCAGAUCCCAGGUCCCCGUCACCAAGAAGCUCUUUCAGACCUAUGCUGCAGAUGUUGUCCUCGACGCUGACACUGCCCAUCCCAAGCUGAUUAUCUCUCCCAAAGGCGACUCCGCCACCUACACAGACACCUGGCAGGACGUCCCGGAGACUCCCUCCCGCUUUGAAACCACCCUAAAUGUAGUCAGCCAGCAAGGCUUCAGCGAGGGCCGCCAGUACUGGGAGGUGGAUGUGAGUGGGAAGACCUACUGGGAGCUGGGGCUCACCUACCCGAGCAUCCCGCGAAAGGGCCGCGAGGAGGACUCGUGGCUGGGCCGAGGCAAAGAGUCUUGGUGUGUGGAAUACUUUAACGGAGACUACACAGCCUGGCACGGUGGCGUCCAGCAUGAGCUGCCGCUGCUGGCAGGAAGACAGUUCACUCGCAUCGGGGUGUACUGCGGCUUCCCCGGGGGGGUGGUGUGCUUUCUAGGAGCUGACACCAUGACCCCGCUCUACUGCUUCUGCACUGGGACCUUCACUGACACCUUGCAUCAAGCGAUGUGUCCUGGCCAUGACAACGAAGGCACAAACUGGAAGUCCCUUAAGAUCUGCGACGCCUCCCGAUCAGCUCCUGUUCUCUGAGGUGGAGCAGGAAGGAUGGGGCAGGAAUGUGAUGCGCCGCGGGGCAUGCGCCAUCAGCGGCCUGAUCUGACAUUCUUAACUUGAGACUUGGCGUCUCUGUUAAAAAAACUAUUUUUACAGCUUAUCUCUGUUUUAAAUCAUGAAGUUCAUUUCCAGUAACUCAUUCUUUUCUUUAAUCAAAGCUAGCAUGACGUCAGAGCUGUUCUUCAUACUGUUGCGAAGUGUUUAUUUUUUAAACAUUUUAAUGCUAUGAUGAAUCAGGGAAUUGAAAAAA